AUGCGGCGGCGGCGGCGGCGGCGGCGGGCAGCCGGCGGCGGUGGGGCGCGGGCGGGGGCGCCGCUGGGGGGCGCCCCGGACCCCAACCCCGCCGUGGGCCGGCCGGCCGGGCGGGGGGCGGGCUCGGCGGGCCCGGGGCCCCUCCCCGCGCCGUCCCCGGCCCUCGGGAGCCCCGCGCUGGCACUCGACCAGGCCCCGGACGUCUUCAUCCUGCGGGUGCUGCUGGAGGAGACCGGGGAGAUGUUCCAGGUGGCGCACUGCCACAGCGACAUGACCGUGCGCGAGCUCAAGGAGGAGCUGGAACUCGUCGUCGGCGUCCCCCUCGACCUGCAGCGGCUCCAGUACCUGGACCAAGGAGUUUUGAUGGAUGAUACCACACUGAAGUUCCAUGAUGUUGUUCCUGGUGGAAUUAUUUCAUUAUGUAUCUGGCAUUAUGAUGGAUGGACAGAACUGAUUUUGGCGGCUGUGGAAGGGGAUCCUAGUAAGCUGUCUUGUCUUGCUGUUGAUGAGGACUCUGUCUACCAAACUGCAAAUUCAAAGCAUCUUGGAGGCGAGCGGAGGAAGGAAUGGAUAUGUCAGAGGGCGUUCGUGGCCUUGUACAUUACCUCCCACAGAGGUCACCCAGAUGCUGUGCAGUACCUUCUAGAGCACGGAGCCGACUGUCUCCAAAGAACCCCCAUGGGCAGGACCGCCCUGCACGCGGCCGGGGCCAUGGGCCGUUUGGACUGUAUAAACCUGCUGCUCAACUACGGGGCCUCGGUCACCGACAAGGAUGCCAGGGGGGAGACCCCCAUGUCCAUCGCCCGGCGCAUGAACCGCAGACACAGCGAGAGGCGCAUGUUCCUUUUCUACUGGAUGACAAAGUCAGGGACGACGGACCCGAAGAAACUGCUCACGCACCAGGUUUCUCACAAGGUGAAGGGUGGCUUUGGCUCCAAGAAGGGCCCAAUUUAGCUCCCACGGGCCACGUGUGCGCGUCGAAGCUGACUUGGGUCACUGUUCGGAGUUCAAGUCCACUGUGGCCCUCGAUGAGCAGGAAGCCAAGAAAACAUGGCAGUUCCUCUGAA
Molecule: messenger RNA, 1067 nt
Organism: Felis catus (domestic cat)
Lineage: Eukaryota; Metazoa; Chordata; Mammalia; Carnivora; Felidae
Gene: ANKRD60
Product: ankyrin repeat domain 60
Exons: 4
Coding region: 1-954 (317 amino acids)
Molecular function (GO): protein binding
Source: RefSeq, a predicted model, not a curated record